AUGUCAAUUCGCGACACAAACGUAGUGAUCAUUGAGACUGGCAGGACUGUCGUACGUGCUGGUCUCGGCCUCCAUGAUCUCUUAAAAACUCCCACAGUUGAAAUCCAAGCUCGAGUUGGCCUGCGCCAAACCGCGUCAGAGAAUGGUAUUUCAAAUACCAAUGGGGUUUCAGAGGAACCUCCCCUAGCUUCCACGAGUCGCGUUGGGACAUCUAGACCAACAGCGUCCGUGACUGAUUACCUUGUCGGCACCCAACUCGACGAGGCAUUGGCAAAUGGCCAGGAUAUCAUCGUUUCAUGGCCAUUUGCGGAUGGAGAUGUCAGCGACUGGACGCAGGCAGAAGCUAUCUGGAAAUACAUCAUAUUCAACCAACUCCAACGCCGUCGCGUACAAAACGAGUCCCCAGUCCUCCUCUCCAUCUUUCCAGGCCUCUCACGCGACACGUACGAGCGCAUCUGUCAAAUAUUCUUCGAGCGCUUCAACGUAGCAGGAUUUGGAAUUCUUGAGCUGCCCAUGGCCCAGUUAUACGCCGUCAACACCCUCAGCGGGGUCGUAGUCGACAUUGGGGACGAAAAAACUGAUAUCACUCCCGUGUACGAGGGUUUCAUAAUCCAUUCCGCUCGUACAUCCACGCCGCUUGGUUUGCAUGAUUGUCAGAACUACCUCGCGCACCUUCUACGAUCGAACCAGAAUGUUUUGAAGGCCUUAUCACCCCCAGGAAACCCAACGGACCCUGAGACGCUACAUUACACACUGCUUGAGCUGGUGAAACAGCUAUACAAAGAUGGUUUCGUAAAAGUACCAUCGGACGGAGAGACCGCAGCGCCAGAGGACGAAGGUGUAACGGACAUUGCUGCGGUUAUUGUUGCUGGCCGGGAAAAAGCGGUCAUUGAGAGUGGGAUGAAGAAGAAGGCUACGGCGAAGCAGUCUGCGGCAGAGCAGGCUCGAGCAAGGGAGAUCGAGGCGUUGGACUUGAUCACUGUUCAGUUCCGCGAGCAUUCCCUUACGUUGGGCAAAGAACGUCAUCGGUUCUGCGAGCCUUUAUACGAUCCGUCGUUAUUAGACAACCUCCCCUAUUCUACCCCACGCAACCCGAAAUCCGCGAAACCUCUGCCGUUGCAAGAGACAGUGGGGCAUGCGGUAAGCCAUGUCGGCGUUGGCCAGCGUCAAUACGUCUGGCAGGGUUUGUUGGUGACUGGCGACGUCACGCGACAUGUUAAAGGGAUUGGGGUAGCGUUGCAGUCAAGACUGGCACCGUUCAUCGGCAGUCCUGAAUUACAAAGUGACGUGCAGCCGCGGUCUAUACGCGUCGUGACGAUACCGGACUACUACGCAGAGUACCGGGAGACGGGGAACGGGUUCGCUGCGUUCCUGGGAUUGAGUAUUAUUGCAAAGAUCAUCUUCAGUGAUAGCAAUGGGAAAAACUUUGUUUCAAAAGCGGAUUAUGCGGCAAAGGGGCCUCAUUCGAUAAUAGAGAUGACCCCGUCAUUGUUGUAG
Messenger RNA from Laccaria bicolor S238N-H82, 1497 nucleotides. Its product is annotated as actin-related protein. NCBI's taxonomy places the organism in Eukaryota, Fungi, Basidiomycota, Agaricomycetes, Agaricales, Hydnangiaceae. The record is from RefSeq and is a predicted model, not a curated record. The transcript has 4 exons. The coding region runs from base 1 to 1497 and encodes 498 amino acids.